AUGGGGCCAAAAGGGGCGAGAAGGGGCCACUUUGGGGCCAAAAAGGUGCUGCUCUGGGGCCAAAAGGGCGCGCCGCGGGGGGCUCGUCCCCGGGAUGAGGGGGGGCUGGGGGGUCCCGAGGCCGCCCCCCGGUGCCGUCAGUGGGGUGCUGAGGGCUCAGCACCCCCCCGCUCCGUCCCUUCCUCGCAGACCUUCACGGCGUGGUGCAACUCCCACCUGCGGAAGGCCGGCACGCAGAUCGAGAACAUCGACGAGGAUUUCCGCGACGGCCUCAAGCUCAUGCUGCUGCUGGAGGUGAUUUCAGGGGAGCGGCUGCCGAAGCCGGAGCGGGGCAAGAUGCGGGUGCACAAAAUCAACAACGUGAACAAAGCCCUCGACUUCAUCGCCAGCAAGGGCGUCAAGCUGGUCUCCAUCGGGGCUGAAGAAAUCGUGGACGGCAACGCCAAGAUGACGCUGGGCAUGAUCUGGACCAUCAUCCUGCGCUUCGCCAUCCAGGACAUCUCGGUGGAAGAGACCUCUGCCAAGGAGGGCUUGCUGCUGUGGUGCCAGAGGAAGACGGCCCCCUACAAGAACGUCAACGUGCAGAACUUCCACAUCAGCUGGAAGGACGGCCUCGCCUUCAACGCCUUGAUCCACAGACACAGGCCGGAGCUCAUCGAGUACGACAAGCUCAGGAAGGACGACCCCGUGACCAACCUGAACAACGCCUUCGAGGUGGCGGAGAAGUACCUGGACAUCCCCAAGAUGCUGGACGCCGAGGAUAUUGUAGGCACUCUCAGGCCCGAUGAGAAGGCCAUCAUGACUUACGUUUCCUGCUUCUACCACGCUUUUUCGGGUGCUCAGAAGACCCUCCUCACUCUUUCUGUCGGUGCCUGGCCUCCACCUCCUCUUCCCGGACCCUUUCUGUGCCGCCUCCAAGCGGGGCUCGCUCCCCGGGCUUUCUUUUCUGCCUCAGCCCCGUGUUCCUCGCCCUCCCGCCCCGAGGGGCUGCCCUCGGGGACGAGCAGAAGACCAAGGACGGUGCUUGGAGGCCG
Oxyura jamaicensis (ruddy duck) is the source of this 1034-nucleotide messenger RNA. RefSeq names its product alpha-actinin-4-like. Gene Ontology annotation, biological process: muscle cell development; actin cytoskeleton organization. Lineage: Eukaryota; Metazoa; Chordata; Aves; Anseriformes; Anatidae. The transcript has 9 exons. The annotation marks the transcript as partial. The record is from RefSeq and is a predicted model, not a curated record. Gene Ontology annotation, molecular function: actin filament binding. Gene Ontology annotation, cellular component: Z disc; cell junction; cortical actin cytoskeleton.